Galeopterus variegatus (Sunda flying lemur) is the source of this 642-nucleotide messenger RNA. RefSeq names its product gasdermin-C-like. Gene Ontology annotation, biological process: pyroptotic inflammatory response; defense response to bacterium. Gene Ontology annotation, molecular function: phosphatidylinositol-4-phosphate binding; phosphatidylserine binding; phosphatidylinositol-4,5-bisphosphate binding. The record is from RefSeq and is a predicted model, not a curated record. Lineage: Eukaryota; Metazoa; Chordata; Mammalia; Dermoptera; Cynocephalidae.
AUGCGAUUAGGAACAUCCCGACAAGGCUUGAGAGCAGAUUUUAAGAAAUUAUAAGAGGAGGUUUCUCAGAAAAUGGAGGCACUGGCCGAGCUCUCAAAGGAUUUUCAGGAUGAUACCACCCUGGCUAUGCUCACAGACAGAGGGGCUCUGCAGGACAUGAAGGACAUGCUGAAAUUGAACUCUUUGGGUCAUUCGGAUGGCCCUGGUGGCACCAUCCUAAAUAAACUGCAACAGGACUUGAAACCUCUAUGUUUUAAUGAAAAGUAUCCCAUUUUUUACCUCCUGGAAGCCCUAAUAGUGCUAAGUGACACCCAACAGGAUCUGCUGGCCCUGUCCAUGGGAAAAAGGAUCCUGCUCCAUCAGCAGGAGCUGGUAAGGAGCAUUCUAGAAACCAGCUUCAAGUACCCCUGGAGCAUUCCCUUCACCCUCAACCCCAAGCUCCUCAGCCCACUGCAGGGUGAGGGUUUGGCCAUCACCUAUGGCCUGCUGGAGGAGUGUGGCCUGAAGAUGGAGGUGAACAGCCCCAAGUCAACCUGGGAUCUAGAAGCCAAGAUGCCCCUGUGUGCCCUCUAUGGGACCCUGUCAUUGCUGCAGCAGCUGGCUGAGGCCUCCCUGAUGGGCAGUCAGUCCAGAGAGGCCUGA